Molecule: messenger RNA, 1284 nt
Organism: Acanthosepion pharaonis
Lineage: Eukaryota; Metazoa; Mollusca; Cephalopoda; Sepiida; Sepiidae
Source: the annotation of a GenBank genome assembly
AUGGCAGAUGUAAAAUCGGCUUUACCUGUCUAUAUUGUUGAUGAUCAUGAUAAAGUGCUACCAUUUAUUCACCGGGCCAUUGGCUCAAAGCGCCUCCCUUUUUCAGGAACCACCAUAGUUCACUUUGAUGCCCAUCCUGAUCUCUUGAUUGAAGCACACUUAAAAGCAACAGAUACAUUUAACAAAAAUCAUCUUUAUAGUUCAGUCAGCAUUGCCACAUGGUUAGUUCCCUUGUUGUAUGCUGGUCACAUCAAAACAGUCAUUUGGGUCAAGCCACCCUGGGCACAUCAAAUUCCUGAUGGUAAAUGUGAAUUCUGGGUUGGUGAGUGCAAAGAAACAGGUUAUAUCAAGUUAACAUGUACAGAAAACUACUUUCUUAGUGAAUCCCUUUAUGUUAGUGAGGAGCAGUUGAUAAACAAGAAGUUUGUAACUUUGUUCACUGUCACAGUUGAGCCACAAGAAUGGCCAACCUCCCCAACACUCAAUUCGGAUUCAGAAGAUUCUGACUGCAGUUUCAACUCUAGUUCCACAAAUCAGGAAGACCAAAAGUCAACCACAAGAAGCUGUCCAUUGUUUUUUACAGAACAGAAAACUCCUAAAAAUAUUCCUCAGCAAUUAGAUCUUAAUUCAAGUGAAAAUCAAACAACAAUCAAGAUAAAUAAGUCAUCGAGUCCAAUAAAUUUCACUCCUGAGCUCUUUGCAGAACUGGGUCCAACAAAUGACUUAAUUCUUGACAUUGAUUUGGACUUUUUUUCUACCAAAAACCCAUUCCUGGAAGUUUACACAGACAGACAGUACCAACUGCUUAAGAAACUCUAUGAAUUCACAAAACCUAAAGAUUCUUCACAUGAGGCUCUUAAAGAAUGUGUUCAAUCCAGGAGCAAGCAACUACAGAAAUUAGAACAAAUGUUCCACAUUCUUGAUAAAAAUCCUAAAGCUCCAAUUGAUCAAUCAAUUCAAAGAUGGGACAUCUUAGAAGCUCUUGUGGAAGAUUUACAGAUAUCAGCUGAUGAUGUUGACUACAUUCUAGUGCAUGAUGCUGGUUGCACUUGUGAUGAUACAGAAUUGCCACACCAUAUAAGUACAGAUGCACAAAUUGACAUUUUAAUGCAACACACUGGCACUAUUCUUUCAUGUCUUCCACAACCCACAAUUAUUACCAUAGCAAGAUCUUCAGAAGAUGAGUAUUGUCCACCGGUUCAAGUUGAUGCCAUUCAACAAUCUCUCCUCCAAAUGCUGACUGACCAUUACCCAGAUAUCAAAAUGGAAAAGAGUUAUGAAUAA